CUGUCUAGAGAUGAUGAUGGUCAUAUGAUGCGCUGUUGUUGUGUUCCACUGCCUUUGAAAACAGAAGAGUCGUUUUAACGGUACUCUUAUAUUCAUAAAGCACAACAUUUUUAGGACAAACCAACACAGGAAGGAAUUCAUCUUCAUCUGACAAAAGGUACAAUGACUGCUGAAGUACUGGAACAAUAUCGACAGAAAAUUCAGACGGAGUUGGAUAAAGUUGUGGACUUCUGGCUUAAACAUUCCCAUGACAAACAAUAUGGUGGAUUUUUCACAUGCCUUGGUAAAGAUGGAAAGGUCUAUGAUGAUCUGAAAUACGUCUGGUUACAAGGUAGACAGGUAUGGAUGUAUAGCAGGUUAUAUCGUACAAUGGAGAGAUAUCGCAGACCUGAGAUUCUCGAAGCUGCCAAAUUAGGUGGGGCGUUUUUGCAAAAGUUUGCUCGAGUUGAGGCGUCCAGUGGCCCGGGUAAAUGUGCAUUCUGUCUGACAAGAGACGGCCGAGCAGUGAAAGUUCAAAGGACGAUUUUCAGCGAGUGUUUUUAUGUCAUGGCAAUGGAUGAACUGUCUAGAAUAACACACGACAAAGAGAUGCAGGCAGAUGCAGAGAGGAUGAUGGAUCAGUUGAUAAACUGGGUCCGUGUCGAUUCGUCAGGUCUUGGUCGUCCUAAGCUUCCUGGUGAUCGUCCUGUCAACAGUAUGGCAGUUCCCAUGAUGCUCUUGUGCCUGGUGGAUCAGCUGACAGAAGGCAGAACCGAGGUUGAAAAGUUGACAGAACUGAGUGCCUGGUGUGUGGAGCAGAUACUACAGCAUAUACAGAGAGACGGAAAAGCCAUUUUAGAAAAUGUCACAUUGGAUGGACAGGAACUGCCUGGCUGUCAAGGGCGGCUGCAGAAUCCUGGUCAUGCUUUGGAGGCCGGUUGGUUCUUGCUGCAGUACGCACAUGCAAAAGGAGAUGCGCAGCUUCAGACGAUCGCGGUGGAGAAAUUCAUGGAUGUCCCAUUCAACGCUGGGUGGGACAAACAGCAUGGCGGUCUUUUCUACUUCCUGGAUGUUGAUGGUCAUUGUCCUACUCAGUUAGAAUGGAAUAUGAAGCUGUGGUGGCCUCACUGUGAAGCUUUGAUCGCUUAUCUGAUGGCCUACAGUUACAGGAAAGAGCCCAGGCUAUUGGACCAAUUUAAGCAGAUUUAUGACUACACAUUCAGUCAUUUUUCUGAUGAAGAACAUGGUGAGUGGUUUGGAUAUCUGAGUCGUCAGGGAGAUGUGGUGUUGGAUUUUAAAGGAGGACCCUUUAAAGGGUUCUUCCACGUUCCCCGGUGUCUCUACAUGUGCGAGAAGCUUUUGGAUGGACUUCUUGAUGGUCAGGGUUCCUCUUCCUGAACAGCUGGUUGUUUUUUAACACAUACACUCCAUGCAAGAGGAAGCAUCACUGAAGCCCUUACAUUUAAUUGGUCAGAAUGACAAGAUGGCGAUAAUUUUAAACAUUUCAAAUAUAUGUAUUAGUAAAAUCAGACCAAUUGCUGCUAUAGCAUGUCAGUUCAGAUUUCAGCAAUGUAAAAUGCUCUUAAAUUUAUAUUACACCAUGGCCUGGUUUCACAGACAAGGCUUAGCUAAAGCCACGACCGUGCCUUAGUUAAAGGAAAACACCACCAUUUUUCAAUAUUUUACUAUGUUCUUACCUCAACUUAGAAGAAUUAAUAAAUACCUAUUUUUUUCAAU
Messenger RNA from Misgurnus anguillicaudatus (oriental weatherfish), 1716 nucleotides. RefSeq names its product renin binding protein (gene renbp). The record is from RefSeq and is a predicted model, not a curated record. Gene Ontology annotation, biological process: carbohydrate metabolic process. Gene Ontology annotation, molecular function: isomerase activity. Lineage: Eukaryota; Metazoa; Chordata; Actinopteri; Cypriniformes; Cobitidae.